AUGCUGCCAGAUGCGGCUGAUGAUGAUGCUACCGCAGGUGACAAUGCUGAGGAAGAAUCUUCAAAGAUGUCCUUUCCAGUUGAUGAGAAUGGCAAGAGGUUGUAUGAGUGCAAGUACUGUAAAGAGACAUUUAGAAGCAAAAGUGCCCUCUAUGAUACACACAUGAGAAAAUGUCAUGAUCGUCCGGCAUUGGAGAAGAAGAAUGAAUGCGAGUUUUGUAGUCGGAAGUUUCACAGCAAGUCUGAUCUUAGAGCUCAUAUACGUAUUCAUACAGGAGAAAAGCCAUUUACAUGUGGAAUUUGUGGAAAAUCCUUCACACAGAGAGGACAUGUGUCAAUGCACAUUAAGAUACACACUGGACAGAGAGACUUUCCAUGCACAAUUUGUGGCAAGGCUUUCCAGUUUGCUACAACCCUCCGCAACCAUGUCAAGUUGCACACUGGUGAGAGGCCUCAUGUCUGCCAUCUUUGUGGAAAAGGCUUUAUUAAAAGUAACAACUUGAAGAAUCAUAUCAAAAUGCAUGAGAAAAAAGAGAAAGAGAUGGAGGAAAAUGCAAAUAGACGUCCUGAAGAAUUCAUUCCCGCAGAUCCAAAUGAUUGCACCAUCUCGUUUUCUCCACUGAAGAAAACUCCGUCAGGAAAACUGUUAGCCCAGGCAAGAGGAACCCCAUCUUCUUCAAGGACCCGUAUAUCAAAUCGAGCAUCCAAAGGUUCAGGCAUGAAAAAGCUUAUUGAGGAAGAGAUGACACCUGUUGAAGAACUUGGGGAGGAGUUGCCUGUUAUAAAGAAGGAGCCUGUGGAAGCUGAUGAACAAAUGCCAGAUGAAAUGGGAGAGAGCAGUGACAAUAUACAGGAAGAGACUGGCGAAGAGCCUGUUGCUGUGGAUCUGAAGUGUCCUUUUUGUGGCAAAAUAUGUUCCUCACCAUACCAUCUUGCAACUCAUAUUAAAUGUCACACUGGGGCUAGACCAUUCAUGUGCAAAGAUUGUGGCAAGUCUUUCCUGCAGGCAUCUCAUCUGAGAAGUCAUAUGCAGAUCCAUGGCAAGAGGGAGCAAAAUUUCCGCUGCAUUGUCUGCCUUGAAGAAUUUGCUACAUCCAAACUUUUACACUCGCACAUGAAGUUGCAUAAGGGGGAAAGACCCUAUGGCUGUUAUUUCUGUGACAAAGCAUAUGGCACAUCUCAACACUUACGUAGGCAUGUGAGAAGUUCUCACCCUGAAGAAAUGGAUAUUGACAUGAAUGUCUUAUUGAUGCCUACCUCCACAUUAAAUGAUGGCCGUGCAGUGGACGAAGAAAAAGAUGGCACAGGGCGACGUGUUUACAGGUGUCACUUCUGUGAAAAGUUUUAUUUUCUUGACAGACAUUUGAGAAGACAUGUCCAAACAAGCCAUCCUGAAAGAGAUCCCAAGAAUUUGUAUUUUCUCAGACCACCCAAUACAGACGGGGAAGAUUCAAAAUCUGAUAGUGUCAGCGUUAAAACGGAAAGUAUGUGGGACCCUGACUCUUCCAAUGAUUAUAGCGCAUCUGAAAUGACACCUGGCAAGGACACAUCACUCACAGAUGUACAGAUGACGGCUGGCCACACAUCCAGUAUUGAAGGUCCUGAUACAGAGGCACCAGAGAACUUGCAGGAGAGGAUCUAUGUUCCCCCAGUGAUGCAGCAGACCAUGUCGAGUUCUGUUGACUCAAAUGGUUCAGAGAAAAGCUUGUCUCGUGCUAGUUCCCCUGAUCAGAAUAUGCACUCAGAAAGUAAUGAGAAAGAUGAAGAUUUUAUUGUUGAAGUGAAGCAGGAACCAGUUGAUAAUGAUUAUGAAAACUGA
Haliotis rubra (blacklip abalone) is the source of this 1818-nucleotide messenger RNA. Its product is annotated as zinc finger protein 2 homolog. Gene Ontology annotation, biological process: regulation of transcription by RNA polymerase II. Lineage: Eukaryota; Metazoa; Mollusca; Gastropoda; Lepetellida; Haliotidae. Gene Ontology annotation, molecular function: DNA-binding transcription factor activity, RNA polymerase II-specific; RNA polymerase II cis-regulatory region sequence-specific DNA binding. The record is from RefSeq and is a predicted model, not a curated record. The coding region runs from base 1 to 1818 and encodes 605 amino acids. The transcript has a single exon. Gene Ontology annotation, cellular component: nucleus.